AAUAAACGUCAUUCGGUGCGAAAACUUUCGUUCCAAAACAAAUCCGAACUUCCCCCGAGCUGUUAGUUGUUAUUCUGUUUCUCUAUGAGAUUAACGCUGCUGAGAAGGAUGUCGUUCGUAGAUCUUGCGUCGCUCAGAAUCAAGUACAAGUCGGAGAAAGAGAUCUUUCUAGAAUCAAGCAUCGAGCGAAAGGAACCGAUAAGCCUAUUUCGCAAGUGGAUGCAAGAUGCCGUCGAAACUCCAGAAAUCAUCGAACCGAACGCUAUGUGCUUGGCAACAGCAACAAAGGAUGCUGUACCGUCGGCACGGUUUGUGCUGCUGAAAGAUGUUACCGAGGAAGGCUUUACAUUCUUUACCAACUACGAAAGCCGCAAGGCGGACGAGCUGGCCGAAAAUCCCAACGUGGCCCUUGCCUUCUACUGGCUACCAUUGAGACGGUCCGUUCGCAUCGAGGGUACGGCCGAGCGUAUAUCGCGCGAAGCGUCGGAAACCUAUUUCCAUCAGCGGCCGCGCGCCAGCCAAAUCGGAGCCCUGGCCAGCCCGCAGAGCCAACCGAUACCGAGCCGGGAGUUUUUGGACAAAAAGGAAAAGGCCAUCAAAGAGGAGCUCGGACCGGACACGGAAGUGCCCCUGCCGAACUGGGGCGGCUAUAUGGUACGCCCGAAAGCGAUCGAAUUUUGGCAGGGACAGACAAACCGUCUGCACGAUCGCAUCCGGUUCCGUAAGGCGCUUAAGGAGGGCGAAGCAGUCGAUGGAACGCUGCUGCACCAAGGUGAGGAAGGGUGGGUGUACGAACGGCUGGCACCAUAGACAGCCGGAACUGGUUGACCGCAGUCUAGCGACGGCAGUCUAGAGAAACGCAAAAGUCUUCCAACGAUCGAUAAGAAAUACCUGGACCACUUAGUGGUGUCCUGCAUUUUUGUUUUCGGAAAUUUUGUAAGCAGGAAAAAUCAACAACCUCACUGAACUACACACGCAUUUUGGUUUCCGGAACAAUGUUAAACCGGGUUUUCUUUGUUUGUUAGUUUGCUUGUAAGGAUUCCUGUUCGACCAGUGGGUAGGGAAAACAAGUCUGUGUUUGACAUCGCUUAUUUAAAUUACAAUAAAACCUGUGGGUUUGCUGCAAAACCUCGCUCGGAA
Molecule: messenger RNA, 1140 nt
Organism: Anopheles coluzzii
Lineage: Eukaryota; Metazoa; Arthropoda; Insecta; Diptera; Culicidae
Product: pyridoxine/pyridoxamine 5'-phosphate oxidase-like
Exons: 3
Coding region: 85-810 (241 amino acids)
Biological process (GO): pyridoxal 5'-phosphate biosynthetic process; pyridoxine biosynthetic process
Molecular function (GO): pyridoxamine phosphate oxidase activity; FMN binding
Source: RefSeq, a predicted model, not a curated record